AUGGUAGACUUCAUCGUCGUUAAUGUGCCAUCAGUAUACAACGUCAUUCUGGAUAGACCUUCUCUCAAUACAAUGAGGGCAGUCGGCUCCACCUAUCAUCUGAUGAUGAAGUUCCCAGCCGAGGGUGGGGUAGGCUACCUCCGAGGCAAUCAACGCGAAACUAGGAGAUGCUACGCGAUAGUAGUAAAGAAAGGAUCUGUGAAGCAAGUACUCAUUAUCACUGUCCUAGAUCCUAAAGGACCUACAGAGGACUCAUUUGUGGAAGACCUGGAGAAAAUACUGCUCAAUGAAGUAGACUUGAGUAAGACUGUUCAGCUCAGAACGUUGAAUGUAGACCCGGAUCACAAACCCGUGAAACAGAAGAGGAGACCAUUCGAUGGCGAACUGUAUGAGGCCAUAGCCGACGAAGUCUCCAUUCUUCUCGACGCUGGCUUCAUAGAAGAGAUAUACUAUCCCGAGUGGAUUGCAAACACGGUCCUUGUCAAGAAAGCCAAUGAGAAAGGGCGAGUCUGUGUGGAUCUGAAUAAGGCGUGGCUGAAGGAUAACUUCCCGUUGCCUCGGAUUGAUCAGUUGGUGGACAGCAUAGCGGGGCAUGAACUACUCUCCUUCAUGGAAGCUUAUUCCGGGUAUAAUUAG
Magnolia sinica is the source of this 636-nucleotide messenger RNA. RefSeq lists its product as uncharacterized. Bases 1 to 636 code for a protein of 211 amino acids. The transcript has 2 exons. The record is from RefSeq and is a predicted model, not a curated record. NCBI's taxonomy places the organism in Eukaryota, Viridiplantae, Streptophyta, Magnoliopsida, Magnoliales, Magnoliaceae.